UGAUCUCUUUUUCAAAAGUUUCAGCUGUUUCAACAAUAAUAUGCAUUAAAAAAUCUAAACUGGAUCCCAAACAACUUAAGCUUUCAAACUUAGCAAUAAAUGUUUAUCACCAUAGUUUUUUAAACAUUAACAAGUUAAAUUUGCCAUUCAGUUUAUAACUUUUCCACACAAAAUAAGUUACAAAAAGAGCAUGUUUUUAUCAGUAAAAAUUCAAAGACAAUCUUUGUACAUUCUUUGUAUUAAAUCAGCAUUUAGGCUGUACUAGCACAACAAAAGUUCUCAUUUAUAUAGAUUUUAAUUUGAGCACUAGCUUUUUACAUAUGCAAGAUUAUGUUAGUAAAAUGGAGAAAAAAAAUGAAGAAUCUGUCAGAAUCUGUGAGUGAGGUGAGGAUCAUUAUAUACAAAUAAACAUAAAUUUAAAAGCAGUAACAGUUGUUGUCUUUGUCAAUUUCUUGCAGAUCCAGAAGAACCUGACCACAGUGACAAUCAAGAUUCAGCAGAGAUCAGCACUAUCAGAGAGACAGACACUGGAAGAUGAGAAGAAGCAUAAAAGAAACACAUGGAAGUGACUGAAUCAGUCUAAUCUACAACAGAAUGCAGAAAUCAGGUGUGUUUGGGGCAGACACAGAUGAAGUACAGUCAGUGUCAGUGUUGGAGGGAGAUCCUGUCUCUCUAAACUCUGAUCUUACUGAAAUAGUUAAUGAAGACAUAACUUGGACAUGUGGAGCUGAAAAGUCUCUCAUAGCUAAAAUCAAAGGAAAGAAACAAAACUUCACCACAUUUGAUGGUCCUGAUGGAAGAUUCAGAGACAGAGUACAGCUGGACAAACAAACUGGAUCUCUGACAAUCACCAACACCAGAACUGAACAUACUGGAGUAUAUCAGAUACAGAUAUUUGCAGCUAAACUGUCAUCAAAAACGUUCAAUGUUUCUGUCUAUGCUCGUCUGCCAGUUCCUGUCAUCAACAGAGACUGUUCUUCAUCAUCAUCAUCAUCAAAUUGUUCAUUGGUGUGUUCAGUGGUGAAUGUGAGUCAUGUGAGUCUCUCCUGGUACAAAGGAAACAGUUUAUUGUCCAGCAUCAGUGUGUCUGAUCUCAGCAUCAGUCUCUCUCUACCUCUGGAGGUGGAAUAUCAGGAUAAAAACACCUACAGCUGUGUGAUCAACAAUCCCAUCAGCCACCAGACUCAACAAGUGGACAUCAGCAAACUCUGUCACACAUGUGCAGGCUCCCAGAUAAUGUUGAUCUCUGUAGCUGCUGUUAUAUCUCUGUUGAUUGUAGCUGCAGUCGGGAUCGUUUGUUGGAAAUGUAGAAAAAGUAACAGAGAAGUCCAGACUUGUGAUGAAGAAAUAACUUAUGCUCAGACAACAGUCUACAAAAAAAGUGCACACAAAUCGAAAGUCAAAGAGGAGAAUCAUGUUGUGUAUGCAUCAGUCAACACAGGAAGAUCCCAAAUCCAGGAAAAUUCAGCGGAGUUUGAUGAAGUGAAAAAAUUUAUGUUUGACGCUUAAAGGGAUGGUUCACUCAAAAUACAAAAUUAUUCCAUGAUAGUCAUGGCAGAAGAUUAACACAGAAGCACAGAGGAUAGAGCUAAACAAAACACUGGUCACAAAUUACACAACUACAAUUGUACAAUA
Messenger RNA from Labeo rohita (rohu), 1635 nucleotides. RefSeq names its product natural killer cell receptor 2B4-like. The record is from RefSeq and is a predicted model, not a curated record. The transcript has 6 exons. Bases 595 to 1509 code for a protein of 304 amino acids. Lineage: Eukaryota; Metazoa; Chordata; Actinopteri; Cypriniformes; Cyprinidae.